AAUGUAUCACAUAAGAUGUUCACUUUAUUUACCUAUUCAGUCAACGUGUAUAGGAACAAAAAUGGUCGACGGUACAAAAUUUGUGUUCUUACUGACUCCAUCUCACGGUGCUUCGUUCAUACUCGAUCGGUUCAUCAGCUUAUAUUGGAAGAAUAAUGGCUGCAGUACAUAGAGAAGCCAUUCAAAAACAAAUUCAACAGGACUGGGCUAAUCGGGAAUAUAUUGAGGUUAUAACUGGCAGCAUAAAGAAGAUUACGGAUUUUUUAAAUUCCUUCGAUAUGUCCUGCAGAUCGCGCUUAGCUGUUCUCAAUGAGAAACUAACCACUUUGGAACGUAGAAUUGAGUAUCUUGAAGCCUGUGUUACCAAAGGAGAGACCUUAACGUAAUUUAUUAACUGAUCGUUUUGUCAUAACUUUUUUAUUUAAGUAAAAUUUUCAUUUUAUACAUGUCAUGUACGAGCAUAUAUAUAUUCCUUGCCCACAAAUAAAGAUACAAUGUUAAAUGA
Cephus cinctus (wheat stem sawfly) is the source of this 505-nucleotide messenger RNA. RefSeq names its product probable protein BRICK1-B (gene HSPC300). The transcript is spliced from 4 exons. The coding region runs from base 156 to 386 and encodes 76 amino acids. Gene Ontology annotation, cellular component: SCAR complex. The record is from RefSeq and is a predicted model, not a curated record. Gene Ontology annotation, biological process: actin filament organization; cell motility; regulation of actin polymerization or depolymerization. Gene Ontology annotation, molecular function: protein-containing complex binding. Lineage: Eukaryota; Metazoa; Arthropoda; Insecta; Hymenoptera; Cephidae.